GCCCUCCGGGUGGGCAAAGAGUCGGCACCCCAUCUGACCGACGCUAAUCUGGCGAUCACUAUAUUUGACCUGUUCUUCGCCGGCACCGACACCUCUCAGCAGACUUUCCAAUGGAUGCUAUUGUUUAUCGCUUACUAUCCGGCGGUUCAGCGCCGGCUCAGGGCUGAGGUCGAGGCAGAGGUGGGCGCAGACCGUAUGCCCAGACAUGAGGACCGCAAUCGAUGCCAUUAUUGUAUGGCAUUCAUAGCCGAGGCGUUGCGAUACCGUAAUGUCGCGCCGUUUGGCGUCGGACACAAUACGGUGUGCAGGACUACCAUAGAUAAGUAUACGAUACCGGAAAACACGGGUAUUUUGGUAUAUCAGGGAUAUAUUAUGCGCAACGAAAAGGAGUGGGAGAGGGCUAAUGAU
Messenger RNA from Medioppia subpectinata, 408 nucleotides. Lineage: Eukaryota; Metazoa; Arthropoda; Arachnida; Sarcoptiformes; Oppiidae. The record is from the annotation of a GenBank genome assembly.